This is a messenger RNA of Rhinolophus ferrumequinum (greater horseshoe bat), 2363 nucleotides long. RefSeq names its product complement C8 alpha chain (gene C8A). Lineage: Eukaryota; Metazoa; Chordata; Mammalia; Chiroptera; Rhinolophidae. Gene Ontology annotation, cellular component: membrane attack complex. Gene Ontology annotation, biological process: immune response. Gene Ontology annotation, molecular function: protein binding. The record is from RefSeq and is a predicted model, not a curated record. Bases 103 to 1872 code for a protein of 589 amino acids. The transcript has 11 exons.
UUAGAUCUUAUGUGCCCCGGCUGUAGACAUCUUUGACCCCAACUCCCUGAAUAGAUUGUUUUAUUGCUUCCAGGUAAUAUAAGGUGGUGGCUUCUCGAUGAGAUGUUUGCUGUUGCUUCCUUCAUCUUGUCUUUGAUGACUUGUCAGCCUGGGGGAGCCAUAGAGGAGAAGGUGAACUGGAGAACAAGUCGGGCUGCUGAGAGUUUCACCUCCACAGCACUUACCUGCCAGCUGAGCAACUGGUCCGAGUGGACAGAUUGCUUUCCAUGCCAGGACAAAAAGUACCGAUACCGGAGCCUCCUGCAGCCAAACAAGUUUGGGGGAACCAUCUGCAGUGGUGAUAUCUGGGAUGAAGUCAGUUGCCACAGUCCCUCAGCUUGUGCAAAGCAAGCACAGUGUGGACAGGAUUUCCAGUGUAAGGAGACAGGUCGUUGCCUGAAACGCCACCUCUUGUGUAAUGGAGACAACGACUGUCUUGACGGCUCCGAUGAGGAAGACUGUGAAGACGUCAGGGCCGUGGACGACGCCUGCAGCCAGUACGACGCAAUUCCAGGAUCAGAGAGGGCAGCCGCGGGGUAUAACAUCCUGACCCAGAAAGAAACUCAGAGUGUGUACGAUGCAAGGUAUUACGGGGGCCAGUGUGAGACAGUAUACAAUGGGGAAUGGAGGGAACUACGUUAUGACCCCGCCUGUGAGCGUCUCUACUAUGGAGAGGAUGAGAAGUACUUCCGGAAGCCUUACAACAUCCUGUCGUACCACUUUGAAGCCCGGGCAGAUACUAGUCUCUCCUCAGAGUUGUAUUAUGAUGCAAACGAACUUCUUUCUAAACUAAAAGAUGACCUGUCUGUGUCAGGUGGGGUGACCGUUGGUGUAGGCCCUGCAGGCAGCCCUGUAACAGUGGAUGUGGGUGUAUCUGGGUCGUACGCCUCUUCGAUCUUGAAAGAGUUAAGCAAGUAUAAAGACAAGAAAUAUCACUUCAUGAGAAUUUUCACAAAGGUGCAGACGGCUCAUUUUAGGAUGAGGAGGGACAAUAUUAUGCUGGAUGAAGGAAUGCUGCAGUCCUUAAUGGAGCUUCCGGAGCAGUACAAUUACGGCAUGUACGCCAAGUUCAUCAAUGACUAUGGCACCCAUUACAUAACGUCUGGAUCCAUGGGUGGCAUUUAUGAGUACAUCCUGGUGCUUGACACAGAAAAAAUGCAAUCACUGAGUAUCACCAGUAAAGACAUCGGGACAUGCUUUGGAGGGUUUGUGGGCCUUGGUUAUGACUACUCGGAUACUGUAAAUAUUGGAGGAAGUUUAUCAGGAGAGCACUGUAGAAAACAUGGAGGUGGCGAAAGAGAUUUUGACCAUAAGGCCAUGGCUGUGGAAGACAUCAUUUCUCGGGUGCGAGGUGGCAGUUCUGGCUGGGGUGGUGGCUUGGCACACGACAAGAGCGUCAUCACAUAUCGUUUCUGGGGGAGAUCAUUAAAGUACAAUCCCGCUGUUAUUGAUUUGGAGAUGCAGCCUAUCCACGAGAUGCUGCGGCACACCAACUUAGGGCCCCUGGAGGCCAAACGCCUGAACCUGCGCCGGGCCUUGGAUCAGUACCUGAUGGAAUUCAGUGCCUGCCGCUGCGGACCCUGCUUCCACAACGGGGUGCCCAUUCUUGAGGGCACCAGCUGCAAGUGUCAGUGUCCCAUGGGUCUCCAGGGUUUUGCCUGUGAGAGAACAGAGAAAAAGGGAGCCAAGGCAGAUGGUAGCUGGAGCUGCUGGAGCCCCUGGUCUGCUUGCACAGGGGGCACUCAGGAAAGGAGGAGAGAGUGCAAUAAUCCUCCACCCGAGAAUGGAGGCGCCUCGUGCUCAGGGCGGACAGUGCAGACCCAGUCUUGCUGAGGGCCUCUGGGCACAGGCAGCGACGUCUCUCCCGGCACGGACCACUGGAUGAAGACUUCUUGCAGCUGAGAAAAAGUGCCAAUCGACAUGGACUUUUUCUUUGUCCUGACUUCUCCCAAUCCUAAGACUAGGCUAUGUCAUCUACAACCAACUGUUCUCGUACCCACAAAACUCUGUCAUUCAACAACUGGGUGUUGAGUGUUAACUAGAAUCUCGGUCCUGCUCACAGCACUUUGGAUCACCCAACAACAACAACAAAAAAGGAGAAAUCUCAAUCCAUGUCUUAGAGGAACUUAUAGGAUAUUAACAGCUAGAGGUACAAGGCAGCCUCUUGAAACAAUCAAUGGCCAAUACGACAAAGAAUGACGAAAAUUAUCUCACUUCUUUGAUAAUUAUAUUUGUUCAUUUAUAGAAUGAUUAUUAGUUGAUAGGAUAAGCAGACACACUGAAAUAAUGAGAAAAAAAUUAAAGAUUAACUUGAGUUCCUUCAA